Exophiala dermatitidis NIH/UT8656 is the source of this 2004-nucleotide messenger RNA. RefSeq lists its product as uncharacterized. Gene Ontology annotation, molecular function: transcription cis-regulatory region binding; zinc ion binding; DNA-binding transcription factor activity, RNA polymerase II-specific. Gene Ontology annotation, biological process: positive regulation of transcription by RNA polymerase II. The coding region runs from base 1 to 2004 and encodes 667 amino acids. NCBI's taxonomy places the organism in Eukaryota, Fungi, Ascomycota, Eurotiomycetes, Chaetothyriales, Herpotrichiellaceae. The record is from RefSeq and is a predicted model, not a curated record. The transcript is spliced from 5 exons. Gene Ontology annotation, cellular component: nucleus.
AUGCGGGAUAAAAUCGAGGACCCAUGUCAAGAGUGUCGAGAGCGCCAUCUGAAAUGCGAUGAUACUUUUCCACGGUGCAAACAAUGUGAGCGCUUGGGAGGCAAGUGCCGGAGGGCAAAGGGCAAGAUCAAGUUCCGUCACGGCUCCAGCGCCCGAUAUGAUGCCACUUUUUCCAAAGAUCAACCAUGGCUCGAGCAAACCAAGAACGCGAAAUUUCAAUUUGUCGACCAAGGACCAGAGCUGGAGAACUACUACUCCCAAGACGAUUCGCUAGUGUCGAAUGCCAAUUCUUCCGCCCCGGACCAAAAGCAGGAUGAGGUAUCACUUCGGCAGAAGCGAAUCGAGCCGCCCAGCAAUUCAGAGGGCCCUGCCAGCGUGCAAAGUGCACCAGCUGAAGACAGUAUCGGUAUAUCAUCUCCCUCCAACGGAAGCAACGAGACCGUGUUUGGCCAUUCACCCAUAAAAAGGAGGAGAACGGCCGACCCUGUCACCCAGCCAUAUCCUCAGACACGGGAAACAUGGCAAAGGAUUCCUUACGACCCCAUUCGGUCCCAGUAUCGGAUGUAUAAUUCCCCCGAGGUCUACAACCCCGCGAGCCCGGACGGGUUCUCAUAUAUGCCUACUGAACAGAAGUACGUGCCCAAAGUGGUGGAGGCCGAGUAUCGCCGGAUGGCCGAUUCUGCUGCAGCUGCCAUUCCUAAAGAAGAUCUGCUGUCUCCGAAAAUCUGGAAGGAAGAGUUCUACUGGCCGAACAAAUUCACCACGACUCAAUGUGCCUGUUUGAUGCGAUAUUACAUUGAUCAUCUCGCCUCCUGGUUUGACGUGGGCGAUCCAGCUCGUCAUUUCACCCUUUCGGUGCCUCAACGAGCACGACGAUGUCCACCACUACUGAACGCGAUCUUCACAGCAGCUUCACGACACCUGGCGUCGUUACCCCAGUACAGGACUGCUAACGGGGUUGUUAAGUAUCAAGAUAUCGCCCUCCCAAAUUUGACCGAAGACACUGCUGUUAAGUACCACAACGCCUGUCUUGCAUAUCUGAUCAAGUUGUCGGGUGAUCCAGAGCACGUUCGUGACGAGAACCUUUUGGCUGCAGCCGUGAUCCUACGAUAUUACGAGGAGAUUGAUACAUCGUUUACAGGACAAGAUAGCGAGACGUUUCUGCACACAUUUCAAGUGUUUGUCAAAGCGCAGGCAAACCCUUAUUCCUUCCUUUUGAAUGACGGGGAGAAUCCCGAAUACUUGAGACCUGGGUCUGCGACGGGCACCAUUCGAGCCAAUGCCAUUGCCUAUCUGAAGAGCUUUCAACACGCGGCAUUUCGAAUAGCCCUUCGACAAGAGACCACGACGGCCUUUCUCAAGCAGCGUUCCGUCCGUCUGCCGUUGGCGUCGUGGACUAUACUAUCAGGAUUCGACGAGGCCGAGGACUUCAUAUGGUCCGACCGACACCUCUAUCACUGUGCCAAUGUGUUGCAGUUUUGUUUUCCCAGCGAUGGCGGCGGUGGAUCCAGCCGAUCUCAAAGUGAACGAUGGACCGAGCUUCGCCAAUACCAAGCCCACUGGGACCAGGUGAAGCCUCUGUCGUUUUCUCCCAUCCACUACCAGGAGCCGGAUCGAUCCAAGGGAGAAUGUUUCCCUCAUAUCUGGUACAUGGCCGAAGUUCAUGUGACGGGCAUGAUGUUUCUCGAUCUCGCUCGGAUACUGUUGACCGUGUAUAAUCCCAAUAUACCUAGGAUUGGGCCCGGAGUCAUCACCGCUCAACGGCGGAUUGUGGAGGAAGUUCAUGAUAUCGUGAUCCGGAUCUGUGGCACGGCCAUGUCGUAUUCGUCUUCACAACCCAUCAUGGUGCAGGCAUAUAUGGCGAUCGCCGUCUGCGGCGAGUACUUUUCCGAUCCGGGCGAAAGGAAAGCUCUGCUGGGAAUUCUGGACAAAUUGAUGAAGGAGCAUGGCUGGCCGACGGGCAAGACUGCCAAAACAUUGAAACAGGAGUGGGGUUGGAGUUAG